AGAGAGAGGGGGGAGUAAAAACCAAAAAUGGAGCUAAAGGAAAGUGGGGGCUUCACUUAACUAAUAGAGGGAGGGGGUGAUGGGGCCAGAGGAAGGAGGGGGGGUCAUUAAAGACAGAGCAGUCCGUUUGGCUUCACCGCUGAGAAGACGGUCGUCAGGCGGUGGGUUCUGUUGACAUAGAGACGCGUGGGUUUACCGUGAGUGUGUGAGACGGCGGGACACGCGGAGCCACGGAGCACACACACACACACACACACACUGCCUCACACACACUCGGAGGACAGAGGAUGACGGAACAGACACGGGGAGAAGUUUGACAGGAGUGUGAUCCACCUUAAAGUCGGUCCAGGGUCCAGGGUCCAGGGUCCAGGGUCUAGGGUCCAGGGUCGGCUCUCAGACAGUGACGAGUGGAAGAGUUGAGCCGAGCAUCGUCAGCUGGUGUGGAGGACCAGGAUCUGAUGUGGAGAACCAGGAUCUGAUGUGGAGAACCAGGAUCUGAUGUGGAGAACCAGGAUCUGUCCUUUCUGAGAAAAGUGCAGCGGGAUCUUUGUUGUUCAUUUGUCGCCGCUCCUCCUUCACAUCCGCGGACUUUCAAUUGAUGGGAAAAGGUGAGUAAAAUGAUGAACCGGGACAGAACGGUGCCGGAGCCCGCACUGGAGGGAAUCGAGACCGUGAUGAGCCGCGACAGAGCGGCACCAGGUCCUGACGGGGACGGGGUCCAGACGGUUGUGGGCCCAGACGGCGGGGACACGGUGGACGGAGACAGUCAGCGGCUUUUCUCGGGCUCGGGAGGCAGAGACGGCCAGGCCAUGGAGAACCACACCGAACCGGGUCCCACCAACCCGGUGUUAGCGCCGCCACCGCAGGGCCUGAACGCACACCGAACCACCUCCUUCUCUGUACUGGACAUUCUGGACCCGAACAAGUUCACCAGCAGCCGGCGGCAGCAGCAGCAACUCGACGCUUACGGAGCGGAGAACCGCAGAACCGGAGCGGAGGAGCGAGAGCCGCGACCACAGGAGGCCAAAGGCCGCUACGUUGAUGAGGAUCAGCCCAGCAAAGAAAUGUUCACAUACCGAGGUCCAGGUGAAGAGGACUACCUCAGACCUGGGAGUCCGGACUCUGAGGCUCCAGACGGAGCCUACAGCAGCGAGGAGAGCAGCUCAGCUCUGGCCAACAUGGUGGAGAGAGACCUGGGCCCCCACAGUCACCAGGACUCCUCCAGGGACACCAAGAGCCCAGGGGGGGGGGCAGCGGGCCACAUCUCCAACGUCCAGAGCGGCAGCAGCAGCCAGGGCAGCAAGCCCAAGAGGAAGCGCUCAGGCUCAGACUCCAAGUCUGGAAAGCCGCGUAGAGCCCGGACUGCCUUCACCUACGAGCAGCUGGUGGCGCUAGAGAACAAGUUCAAGUCCACCCGCUACCUGUCAGUUUGUGAGCGGCUAAACCUGGCCCUGUCGCUCUCACUCACCGAAACCCAGGUCAAGAUCUGGUUCCAAAACCGGCGGACCAAGUGGAAGAAACAAAACCCUGGUGCGGACACCUCCGCCCCAGCCGGUGCAGGAGGAGCAGGAGGAGCAGGAGGUCCAGGGGGAGCAGGGGGAGGCCUGGGAAGUCUCAGUCCUCUUAGCCCAUCCCCACCUGUCAGUGGUCACCUGGCCAUGCAUGCGGGCUACGCCAGCCACCACCACCCCCCCACCAGCAGCUUGGUCCAGCUGCCUUUCCUCACGGCCAGUCACGUCCUAUCGCCCUUUAUGUUGGGAACCCAGAGUUACGCUGCACCAGCCUUCUAUAGUACACACCUGUGAACGGGGGGGGCUGAGUGGGACUGACGUGAGCAGCAGCAGCAGCAGCAGCAGCAGCACCGACUCUGCUCGUCUUUUUACCCCCCCUUGACCCCUCCCACUUUGAUAGGUGACCCUCAGACAGUGUACAGACGUUUCUGUUGUAGCUCUUCUUCUGAAUGCUGUUUUAAAGCCUGUGAUAGACAAAUAGUUCAGUACUUUGUUUUGGAAAAAAAAUCUGUAUAAAUAUUGAAUGUUUAUUUAUGAUCUACGGAAUGACGCCAUCUAUUGUCGGUACUGUGUAACUCCAGCAGUGGUUGUUUAAUUUCUCACAGUUGAGUUUCCAGGUGAUGAGUGGAUGUAAGUGACCAUCACUCUACGUGUCUUUGAUAUUAAAACACUUGGAACAAACCUCCGUCCCCUCAUUUUACUGAUCUGAUCUCUGCAGGGCCGCACCUCCACUGGGUGGUCACUGGGGGAGCUACACAAACAGGGGACUGGGCUAAAACUUUCAGUUUCAUCAUCAAACUUCCACCCCAUCCCACCCUACCUUCCUGUUCAACUCAGUGACUUCCUGUUCUCCUCAGUGACUUCCUGUUUACUUCAGUGACUUCCUGUUUUCCUCAGUGACUUCCUGUUUUCCUCAGUGACUUCCUGUUUUCCUCAGUGACUUCCU
Messenger RNA from Cynoglossus semilaevis (tongue sole), 2457 nucleotides. It is a transcript of the gene nkx1-2b, whose product is annotated as NK1 transcription factor related 2-like,b. NCBI's taxonomy places the organism in Eukaryota, Metazoa, Chordata, Actinopteri, Pleuronectiformes, Cynoglossidae. The record is from RefSeq and is a predicted model, not a curated record. The transcript is spliced from 3 exons. The coding region runs from base 618 to 1805 and encodes 395 amino acids. Gene Ontology annotation, biological process: regulation of transcription by RNA polymerase II; cell differentiation. Gene Ontology annotation, molecular function: RNA polymerase II cis-regulatory region sequence-specific DNA binding; DNA-binding transcription factor activity, RNA polymerase II-specific. Gene Ontology annotation, cellular component: nucleus.